UUUUCCCCAUUAGAAGGAAUGUAAAUUAGCGGUUUGGACUUUUUGCACAGCCAAAGCCGCCGAACCCAGCUCGCCGGUUUGGUUGUGGCCAUUCGUAGCCCUAUCCACGCUGUACUAGUUCAACCACAACAAAGACACCACUCUCCAACUCAACCAAAAAUGGCGUCGUCUCUAUCUUCUCUAUCGACUAUAUUGAGCCAGCCUCACUGCGCUAUACGCAUCAAAUUCCCCAAACAGUACACUUCCUUCCACGUCAGAUUCCUCUCCUCUAAGCUUCACCAACAUCAAUCCUCCUCCUGCCGCCGCACGUCAGCCGCUCUUCGAAGGAGCUCGACAUUCUCUCUCAAGAUUUCCAGAAACUUCUCCAACUGUCAAUCUCGCUCUUCCUUACCCAGCAAGGACCAAAUUCCAAGCCUCCACCACUUCAUUCCCAAAGCUACUGCUCCCACUGUUUCUGCUUCCGAUGUUCAAUCCGAGCCUGUGAUGAUAUCUGAUGCUAUGCCAAGAGGUCGCAUCUAUCAUGAAACUUAUGGAUGCCAAAUGAAUGUCAAUGAUAUGGAGAUUGUUUUAUCUAUCAUGAAAAAUGCUGGAUACACUGAAAGCGUGGAAGUCCCAGAGAAUGCUGAGAUAAUAUUUAUAAAUACUUGUGCUAUAAGGGACAAUGCAGAACAUAAGGUCUGGCAGAGGCUCAAUUAUUUUUGGUUUCUUAAGAGACAAUGGAAGAGCAAUGUUGCGAUUGGAAGGUCACAGUCCACCCAUCCUCCCAAAGUAGUUGUGCUGGGGUGUAUGGCCGAGAGGUUGAAGGACAAAAUAUUGGAUUCAGAUAAGAUGGUUGACGUGGUUUGUGGACCUGAUGCUUAUCGAGACUUGCCACGCCUGUUGGAAGAGGUGGACUAUGGUCAAAAAGGUAUCAAUACUCUACUUUCUCUUGAAGAAACUUAUGCGGAUAUUAAUCCAGUUCGCAUCUCCAAAAAUUCUAUAUCUGCAUUUGUAUCUGUGAUGAGGGGUUGCAAUAAUAUGUGCUCAUUCUGCAUUGUUCCCUUCACUAGAGGGAGAGAACGGUCUCGCCCAGUGGAAUCAAUUGUGAAAGAGGUCGCUGAACUUUGGAAAGAGGGAGUCAAAGAGGUUACACUUCUUGGCCAGAAUGUAAAUAGCUAUAAUGAUACAUCUGGAGUUGAAAAUCCGGCUGAACCAGCAGUCAGUUGGGAACUUAGUGAUGGAUUCUCUAGCAUGUGCAAAGUAAAACAUGUGGGUCUACGGUUUGCUGAUCUCCUAGAUAGACUUGCGACAGAAUUUCCUGAAAUGCGGUUCAGAUAUACUUCCCCACAUCCUAAAGAUUUUCCAGAUGAUUUGCUGUACGUAAUGCGCGACAGGUACAAUAUCUGCAAAAGCAUUCAUCUGCCAGCACAGUCAGGCAGCAGUGCCGUGCUUGAAAGGAUGCGUCGUGGAUAUACUCGAGAAGCAUACUUAGAUCUUGUGAAGAAGAUAAGAGAUAUAAUACCUGACAUGGGCAUAAGCAGUGACUUCAUAUGUGGUUUCUGUGGAGAAACGGAAGAGGAUCACGAAGACACACUAAGCCUCGUAAAGGCUGUUUGUUAUGAUAUGGCAUACAUGUUUGCUUACAGCAUGAGAGAGAAAACACAUGCCCACCGAAAAUAUGUUGAUGAUGUUCCUGAUGAUGUCAAGCAAAGGAGGCUCACAGAAUUAAUUGAGGCUUUUCGUGGGAGUACAGGUCAGAACUAUGACUCUAAAAUUGGCACUCUCCAACUUGUGUUAGUUGAAGGGCCCAAUAAGAGAGCCCCAGACACAGAGUUAAUUGGCAAGAGCGACAGAGGCCAUAGGGUAUCAUUUACUAACCUGCCUAUCCCAGAUAAGGUUGAUAAUAAUGGGAAGCGAAACCCAAAGAUUGGUGAUUAUGUUGAAGUGCACAUAACAAAAUCUACAAGGGCAUCACUGUUUGGAGAAGCACUUGCUAUAACUAAAUUGAGCUCAUUCUACAGCUCUUCACAUGAAGAAGCUGUUGCGUUUGCCAGCAGAACUUAAGCUAUUAUUAAAGCUUUUGUACUACAGUUUGCUCUUCCAUCUUGCCUUUCUUUUGAAAUCACAGAGUUGCUACGUAUUGUCAAUAGAGUAGCAUUCAUACUGGUAGCUUAAAGAUUUUUUGCUUUCAUACUGGAGUUUAUUCUGGCUGUUUAGCUCCGGCCACAUAGAUCAGUCAUCUUUGAGCUGGUUAAUUUUCAGGAUCCGACGUACUUGCUCAACUGUUACAGUGAGGAGAAUCUGGCUUAUUAAGAUAAAAUAUAUUUUCAGUCAUGAA
Nicotiana tabacum (common tobacco) is the source of this 2317-nucleotide messenger RNA. RefSeq names its product CDK5RAP1-like protein. NCBI's taxonomy places the organism in Eukaryota, Viridiplantae, Streptophyta, Magnoliopsida, Solanales, Solanaceae. The record is from RefSeq and is a predicted model, not a curated record. Gene Ontology annotation, biological process: negative regulation of cyclin-dependent protein serine/threonine kinase activity; tRNA modification. Gene Ontology annotation, cellular component: cytosol; mitochondrion. Gene Ontology annotation, molecular function: tRNA-2-methylthio-N(6)-dimethylallyladenosine(37) synthase activity; 4 iron, 4 sulfur cluster binding.